Messenger RNA from Drechmeria coniospora, 1974 nucleotides. Its product is annotated as pentatricopeptide repeat protein. The record is from RefSeq and is a predicted model, not a curated record. Gene Ontology annotation, molecular function: protein binding. NCBI's taxonomy places the organism in Eukaryota, Fungi, Ascomycota, Sordariomycetes, Hypocreales, Ophiocordycipitaceae. The transcript is spliced from 2 exons. Bases 1 to 1974 code for a protein of 657 amino acids.
AUGCCAAGUCGCUCUCUGAAUGGUUGUGCGUGUUUGCGCUGGGCUAUCCGUGCCACCGGGCGCGGACAGGUCACUAUCGAGAGCUCGACUGUGCGCAGCGCUUCCGCCUCUUGGGCAUUGGGCAGCCGAAGGCAUACGACCUCAUCGGCCGCAGAACCACUGGAUGUGCCGCAAAGCUUGCAGGUUGAGCUGGCCGGCUUUAAAGCAACGGAUAGGAGAGAAAAGGCAAAGCUUCAGCGGAUAGUGAACAAGCACCUCACCUACAUGGACGACCCGUGGAAGAUAGCCCACCAUGUCGAACAAACCCUACAGAAGGACCGCUUCGACGAGGCUUUGCUCCUAACGCAACAAGCCAGCAGGGAUCGACAGGUAGAAGUCGCUUGGAACCACCUGAUCGGCUACCAGUUUGGCAAGCAGCAACUGAAAGGGGGCAUAAAACUUUUCAACGAUAUGAAGAAACGCGGCCAGCUACCAAACAUGCAGACCUUUACCAUUAUAUUCCGCGGUUGUGCGAGAUCGCAGCAUCCCAAAGCCGCCGUCGCCGAAGCUGUGAAGCACUACAACAUGCUCAUGGCCGACAAACGCCUGCAGCCGAACUCGAUUCACCUGAACGCCGUGCUCAACGUCUGCGCCAGGGCGGGUGACCUAGACUCCAUGUUUCUAAUUGCUGAUAGCGUAAACGAUUCGACGCGCGCGCCAACCUCUUAUACUUAUACGACCAUCCUCAACGCUCUGCGCCACAGCAUGCUGAAGGAAAUAAAAGACCUGACUUCUGAGCAGCAGGCCGCCAAUGUGGAAAAGACUGUUAGUCGUGCCAAGGGAUUGUGGGCCGAAGUUGUCGACAAAUGGGGACGUGGCCGCCUGACGAUUGAUGAGGAGCUCGUUUGCUCCAUGGGCCGCGUGCUACUGCUGCCCUCCACGCGCCAGGGCAAGCGCGAGGUGUUGGAUUUGUUGCAGCAGACAAUGGGCAUCCCAAAUCUGACCAAGACGCUCGGUUCGAACAUGGCUCAAGAGGAAGACACACGCACCAUUGCUGCCCCGGGCUCCAAGGGUUCGAACGCCGUCCCCGGUCGAAAUACCCUCGCGCUGGUUCUCACCACCCUGGCCUCGGCCAGGCUCACCACCAUCGGCAUCAAGUAUUGGAACCUCUUGGUCCGCAAUUACGGCAUUGUCCCCGAUCAGGAUAAUUGGCUCCGCAUGUUGGGGAUGCUCAAGUGUGCCAAGGCGAGCGCGCACGCCGCCGCGAUCCUUGACAUCAUGCCUGACGAGUACGUCGACGCCAAGUCGUAUGGCAUCGCCAUGGAGACUUGCGUCCGUGACAACAUCAACCCGAACGCGAUACAAAACUCGGCCGCUAUUCUCGACUCUAUGAUGAAUCGCCUCCCUGUGCCUGACGUACACGCCCUCCGCCUCUUCCUGCGCGUCGCUCUUGUCAGCCACUUCCACCUCCGCGCCAAAUCUAAGAAUGGUGACGAGGUUGCCGCCAAACGGGAGUACGGCAUCCAGAUCACGACAGCCCUCGCGCGUCUCUGGGAGCCCUACAAGAAGGUCCACUACCACUACUUCAAGGCCACGCCCCGACCAUCCGAUGCGAAGGAGGAUCGCGCUCUGUACAACUGCAAGCGAGAAGUGGUUUCCAUUGCGCGCCUGAUGUUCAGCGCCUUCAAUAAGGUCAUCAAUGAACGCAUGCUGCCGGAAAAAAACCUUCGUGAGCUGCGGCCCAUCGGGGCCAAGAUCAAUCGGGAGAUCCAACGUUUCUACUCCAACCGUGAGGAAACGGAACCCAAGCUGUGCGCAACGUCCAAGGAGGGGCACUCAUCAGAAGCGAUGGAGGAAGAACACGACGACGCUGAGAAAUUCCAGUUCAGGCCCGGUGGUGACUUUGUGUGGGGCACCUCCCGUGGCCCUCCUCGUACGAGCCCACGCACUACUGGAAACCACUUGGGAGCUGGUAGCAGCACCGCCAAAGGUUGA